ACCUCUGUCUCGGGGCGUGGUCUGGAGGAGCAGGAAGCAGAGAGAGAGACAGGUGUGGGGGAGUGAGAGGGGGGUCACUGAGAGGAACUUCCAGCAGCUUAGUUUUUUUGUUUGUAGGGGGAGAAACAGAAUUGAUAUCUUCAGUCGCUGAUAUCUGUCUGUUUUUCUGCAGCUUCCGGUUUUAAUAAUUAUUUUUUACACUUUUUAAUUGGGUCUGCGGGUCGAAUAAUCGCGGUUCUGGUCUCUGGAGUAAAACAGGGUUACUGUAAUGGAGAGGCUGGUAAGGACAGGAGCUGUGCUGCUUCUCGGCUUUCUGCUCUCAGGCGUUCUGGCUGUUCAGGUGAGUGUUCCCUACCCAGAGAUGAAUACACUUCUUUUCGCCUCCGUCACACUACGCUGCGACUACUCAACUUCAGCAACCACUCAGAAUGUGAUGGUCACCUGGCGCUUCAAGUCCUUCUGUAAAGACCCCGUGCUGGAGUACUACUCUACAGCCUACCAAGCUGCUAUGCAGCUGGGUCAGGACCCCUCCAACGACUGUCCCGACCGCCAGCGCACAGUCAGGAUUGUGGCUCAGAAGCAAGGCACCAAUGCGGCCACGUUGGGUCCAGAAUACUCACAACGCAAAAUCGCCAUCCAGAACAAGGCAGACCUGGUGAUCUCGGAGGUGAUGUGGUGGGAUAACGGGGUCUAUUACUGCUCUAUCGACGCUGCUGGAGAUAUGACUGGUGGUGGAGACAAAUUUGUCAAACUGGUUGUCUACCACUGGCUGACUGUGCUCUUAAUUAUCAUUGGAGCUCUUUUACUCAUCAUCCUCUUUGGGGUCUGCUGCUGUCAGUGUUGUCCUCAGCGCUGCUGCUGUUACAUCCGCUGCCCGUGCUGCCCGCAGACCUGCUGCUGCCCUGAGAAAGCUGUGAUGCAGCACAGGAUGAUAAAAGACGCUCAGAAGGCCAUGAGCGCCUGGGCAAAUGGGCAGCAGAUCUACGCCCCCCUGAGUAACCACAGCUCCUCGUACCAGAUGAACCCCCUGCUGUACGGAGGUUCAGCAUCCGGAAAUAUGCCCUUAACCCCGAUGCCCCUCCCCCCUCCUCCUCAGCCCAUGAUGAUGCCGCCGCCCAGCAUUCACGGCAAUGGAAGUGUUCACGGCAGCGUGCACGGCACCAACCAAGUCCUGGACUUCCUGGAGGGCCAGGUGCGGGGCAUGGAUAUGGCCGGGCCCAUCAUCCAGCCCCAACCGCUCCUGCAGCACCUCCCCCCUCCCCCGCAGCACAUGCCCCAGAACGUCCCCUUCUCCGCCGGCCCUCCCAGCAUGCUCUCUGCACUGGGCGAAGGCCCCAAUGUACGCCGGCCCCAGGGAACACGCCCCCCUAGUGGCUCGUCGGGAUACGGCCGCCACUACCCCCCUCCAGCCGGACGCAACAUGACCCGAAGCUACAGUCAGGAAGACAUGUUGGAUAACCGGAGUCAUGCAGGAGGGCCGGGUUACCGCCCGCACUCCCGCUCCCGGGACGACCUGGUGGCGGAACCCCGACGCCCUGGACCGUCCAGAAAUGACCGGAACUACUCUCCCCAACACCGCCGGGGCUCCUGGGGCUCCGCCAGUGAUGAGGACAGCAGGAGGGGAGGAUCCAGAGGAGGGCGGGGCGGAGACUGGUCUGACCACCCGCCCAGCUACAGGGAGUACGAGCCGGGCCAGAAGCCGAUGAAGCGCCCCGAACGUUUCACUAGCUCUCGCAGCGGCACCAGCAUUGUAAUCUAAAGGCCCUCUCUGUACCGCCAUCUGGAGCUCAUCCGGCUACCUUUACACCAUCGCCAAGGACAGCACUGAACUGUGAUAUAAAGGUUUAUUUUAAUAUUUUUGAAGCUAUGCUUAGACUGGGCAUGCCCACCUGUGUUCUGGAACAACUACACCCCAAGUUCUGACAUUCAGAUUCUUUAGAAAAGCUUGAAUAAUGGACCAGGUGUGUUAGAUUAGGGUUGGAAAUAAACUCUGCAAGACGGUAGAUAGCCAAGGGCAGGGCUGGGCAUCUAUAAACCCCUUUUGUUUUAAUAUUCUGAGCCACACAUUUUAUUUUAUACCAGAGAAAUAGCCUGUGGAAAUGGUCAGUGUGUUUUUUAACAUAAAAUAUGUAUAGUUUUUGCAGUCUGGUUAUGUUGGCUCUGUUGGAUUUUAGUGCUUAUUCAGUAGGCAGUAAAUAAAAAUGCAUAAAAAUGAAGGUUCUAAAAUUUUAGCUUAAUGUUUAUAACUAGAGCUGGCUCAACUAAUUAGAGUACUCAAGAUUUUUUUGUUGUUUUUAUUUGUAUUUGUUGCUAUAUGUAGGAGGGGUUGGCGAUAUGGCCCUAAACUAAUAUCACAGGGUAUAAUAUUUCAGGCUACUUUUGCGAUAAUGAUAUUCUUGGCAAUAUACCAAAACACUGAUUUUCACUGAAAUUUUCACUGAAACACUGAAGUUCAUUUUAAAAAUAUACUACUGCAAAAACAAACAAAAUAGUUUUAAUUAUUAUAAAUAAAACAAAAAACUUUUUUUUUUUUUUUUUUUUUUUUACAUUAAGCAGAAACCAUAAAAAAAUCUAUAAACAAUUGUCUAUUUUUAAUAAACGGCAACUUUCCAAAUCAAUUAUUUACAUUAAAUCCAUACUAAAAUGUGUGUGUAUACACACUCAUUGCUAAAAGAAUAGCACCUAGAAGGAAUAACUUGACAGGAAUGAAUCUUGGUGGGUAGUUGUGCCAGACUCAUGUCAUGGAGUGACUCGGAUAGCCCAAUUUUAUGUUAAUGGAGUCCCGCAACCAUUGGCUCUAACUUUCAACAGGACAAUGCUCAUCCACAUACUGCUAGGAUGCUAUUGAAUGCACAAUUAAGCAUUGCAAACAGCACAGACACUUCCUUCUGGGUACAAUUCUUUUUACAAGUAUUUUGCUUAAAAAUGAGAUUCUAUGCAAUAUGACGACAAUUUUAUAAUUUUAUAAAUAUACUACUCAAAAAUAGUUUUAUUUAGUAUAAAUAUAACAGUUUCAUACAUUAAGUUAAAAACACAACAAAUUUAUAAACGUUUGACUAUUUUAUAAACAGUAACUCACCAAGAUCCUGAUUUUUGUAAUAAAAUAAUAUUAGUGUAGCUGUAUUAUUUUUAACAAAGAUAAAGUAAUUAAUUUAACAACAAAAAUCUAUCACAAAACUAAAAUGCAGCAUAUUUAGUGCAUGCAUAGAAACAGCAAACAACUGGAGUUUUAUUUUUUAUCGUGUCAGAAAUGUUUGUGAUAUUAUUGGAUAUGAUACAAUAUGGCACAUCCCUAAUAUGUAGUGCUCUGAAGAUUAAAAUGUAUCCUAAACCACAAUGCAUUUUAUCAACAAAAGCUUGUAGAUGAAAUUAUAAGAGAAUUGUUAUCUUAAUAAAUACAUUUAAAUAUUUUAUGAAAAAAAUCUCAGGAUGCAACAGAGGACUAUCAGGUGGAUCUGAUCUGAUGUAAUCUAAUCAGGGGCUUUUAUUUAACUUGUGUAGUCCAUUCAGCUUAAAUGCUCUCCUUGGGAAAAAAAGGAGAAUAAAUCAUACCAAAUACUCAUAAUUUAUGAUUUUUUUGUUUGUUUGUCAAAUGUCAAAUUAUUUUAAUUCUUAUGUUUUGCAUUGUUUUCUUUAGUCAAUUAGAUACAUUUUCAAUGGCACAUAUUUGUAUUUACUUGUAGUGCUGUUAAUGCAUUUUCCUAGUCUGACCUCUAUACUGACAUGACAAAAGUCAUGGCAUAGCAGUAUGUAAACUGUUUUACCUGUCAUAAUAUUAUUCUUGAAUUUGAAUUUAAAUUGAGAUUGUAAACAGGAAGCAGAAUUGCAGUUCGAAUUGAAAUACUCAAAUUGGAGAAAGUGGGGAUUGAAAUUCCAUAAAAUUCAAAGAAAAUCAUAAUACAUAAUAAAGGUAUUUUUAAUGGUAAAGAUUUAUAGUAUACAUUAAUUACAUAUGAUUACAACUUGAAUUUAUUACAGAUAUUAUUGUAUGGAACACAAAUUCAUAUUUAAACUCCAAAGCCUUUAGCCAACAUCUUUUGUAAAUACUUUAAAAUUCACUACAAUUAUUUGUUUAACUAGAAUGUUUAACUUGUCAUCUUGUGACUUCCAAAGUAAAUUGUCGGCUAACUUUCUUUAGGAUUAUAAAAAAUCUUGUAAUGGUUUGACAGCCCUAAUUUGUAAAAAAAAAAAUAACAGUAACUUAAAAUAGAAUUUCAGUAGAAGUUUUUUUUAGGCCCCACUUUAUAAAAUUACAGUCCACAUACAGUAUCUCUGAAAAGUGAGCACACGGCUCACAUUUCUGCAAAUAUUUUAUUGCAGAUUUUUUAUGUGGAACAACGCUAUAGAACUGAAAUUGAGAUUAGUUAGAGUAGUCAAUGUAGAGCAUGCAUAGCAGUAUAGAUUUACUGUAUUCUGAAAAUAACGCAACACGCAGCCAUUAAUUUCUAAAAUAAGUAUCAGCUUUGUCUGCAUGGCUGUCAUCUCAGAUGGAAGCCUCUUCUGAAGCUGACGCAUAAGAAUGCCUGCAAACAGUUUGCUGAACACAAGCAGUCAGGGAACAGUGGUUCCUGGAAUUGUAAUCUGUAACAUGAACAUGUUUGUUUCGAAUGCUGUCAAGCUUGUGUGUUGCUUUUUACCAGACGCCUAUUAAGAGAUUUUAGAGAAUUUGUACAGUGUAUAUAUUAAUGCUGAUCGUUUUCUGUUCAGUGGUGUUUAUAUAGAAUGAGAUCAGUCAUUUUUUUUUUUCUAAAGCUGUUUUGUUUACAUCAGUUUGUGUUGCUCGUAUAUUUAUUCAUUUAAUUUGCCUCAGGAGUGCUGGUUACCUUUCCCAUUGUUUUUGUGUGUUUUAACAGCUUUGAUUCAGUUUGUUUAUAAUCAAUAUUGAUAAACACUAAACUAUUAGAAUAUGUAAAUACAGUAUAUGUUUUAUCAUUAUUAUUUCAGAUUAUUGACCUUUGACAGGGCCACUGCCAGCAUCGGUUUCCUUCUGCAUCACAGGUUAACCUAAAUGGGUACAUUCUCAGGAAUGUUUUUUUUUAAACUUGUACGUGUAUAUAUAAAUAAUGAUUUUUGUAAAGCUGUUAAUUUGUAGUCUUCUACUUAUUUUUCUGUUUGGAAUGAAGGAAACUUUCUGUCUAAUUUUGCAAGCCUGACAAUAUGAGCCAAACACACAGAGAGAAGUAAACAACAUUUUAACUUUUGAAAAAGAAGGAUGAAACAAUGUACAAACAUGAGGUGAAGGGGAAUGUUUUUUUUUAUAUUUCAUAUUUUUAAGGAAAAAUCUGUAUUAAAAAUCAAAAAACGCAAUUAAAGUGCAAUAAAACAUUUGAAUUAAA
Molecule: messenger RNA, 5336 nt
Organism: Astyanax mexicanus (Mexican tetra)
Lineage: Eukaryota; Metazoa; Chordata; Actinopteri; Characiformes; Acestrorhamphidae
Gene: ildr1a
Product: immunoglobulin-like domain containing receptor 1a
Exons: 8
Coding region: 269-1759 (496 amino acids)
Cellular component (GO): plasma membrane
Molecular function (GO): high-density lipoprotein particle receptor activity
Source: RefSeq, a predicted model, not a curated record